CUUGACCGGCUUGCGUCGUCUAUACAAACAUUCAUGCUAAACUUUGCAAAAUGCAGUUUUGCCUCAAAAUCAUUUUUUUUUAAGCAUAAAGGAUAAAGGAGCCCCGGCCCAGCAUUAUGGCCAAUGUUUUCUUCGCAUUUAAAUUUUAAACAUUCAACGUUGAGUUUUCCCUCCCAACUCCGACGAAAGAACAAGAGCAACAAAAUCCCACCGGAGAUGAACUCCCAAACUCAAAUUCAAUCGCAGAAACCCCCAAUUAGCCAGCGUAGUACCACCAAUUCAGCCACCAACACCGCCACCGCCACCGCCACCGCCGCCGCCUCAAAAAAGCAAUGGUCAAUCCAUGAUUUCGAAAUUGGGAAGCCCCUGGGCAAAGGCAAAUUCGGCCGCGUCUACCUCGCCCGUGAAGUCAAGAGUAAGUUCAUAGUGGCGCUAAAGAUAAUCUUCAAGGAACAGAUAGAGAAGCAUGGGUUGUACAAUCAAUUAAGGAGAGAAAUGGAAAUUCAGUUUAAUCUUAGACACCCUAAUGUUUUGAGGCUCUAUGGUUGGUUCCAUGAUGAUCAGCGCAUUUGUCUGAUCUUGGAAUAUGCUCACGGCGGUGAACUCUACCGCCAUCUCCGCAAAUCCGGCUCCUUCUCUGAGAAACAAGCUGCCACUUACGUAGCAAGUCUCACACAAGCAUUGGCUUAUUGUCAUGAGAAGAAUGUGAUUCACAGAGAUAUUAAGCCCGAAAACUUGCUAUUGGAUCACGAGGGGUGUUUAAAGAUAGCUGACUUUGGAUGGUCAGUCCAGUUGAAAUCAGAAAGGAAAAGGAUGACAAUGUGUGGAACUUUGGACUAUUUACCACCAGAAAUGGUGGAAGAGAAGGCAUAUGAUUAUGCAGUCGACAACUGGACUUUGGGUGUGCUCUGCUAUGAGCUUUUAUAUGGUGCCCCUCCCUUUGAGGCAGAAAGCCAAAAAGAUACAUUCAGAAGGAUAAUGAAGGUUGAUCUAAGUUUCCCAUCUAAUCCUGUUGUGUCAUCAGAAGCCAAAGAUCUAAUUAGUCGGCUUCUGGUCAAGGAUGCAUCGAAGAGGCUCUCCCUUAAGGAAAUCCUGGAGCAUCCAUGGGUAGUUAAGAAUGCUGAAUGUUGAAUGCUGAAUCAGUAUUUCCCACCCGCAACUUGUAUUAGCAUUGGGAUUUUAGGCUUUUGUCUUCUUUGUACCGCAAAAGAAAAAAAAAAAACAGUUGAAUGCUCUGUCGCAAGCGCAAAGUAGGAUUAUUGUUCCAUCCUAACUUAACUGUAUCAAGUAGGGAAUGUUUGACCUCUUGUUCAAGUUCAGCAACUUUGCAUCACUGCCUUUCUCCAUGAUUCUGCAUUUCUUUUAAGUGAAUAAGAACACCUUUU
Molecule: messenger RNA, 1385 nt
Organism: Oldenlandia corymbosa var. corymbosa
Lineage: Eukaryota; Viridiplantae; Streptophyta; Magnoliopsida; Gentianales; Rubiaceae
Source: the annotation of a GenBank genome assembly